ACUUUGCGUUGUUAUAUUUAAAAUUACAACUGAGAACAACGAUUAUCAGAAAGCAACUUGUGAAGCCCGCGAGAUCUACACUUUUCACUAAGUUUGGAGUUCAGGGCGGCCGGAAACUUGUUGAUCUGCCUUGAAUACUAAAACUAUCGCUGGCACGAUGCCGGCUGGGCCGGAGAAAGUUGUUCUUCACCCCCUAGUAUUGCUUUCGGUUGUGGAUCACUAUAGCCGGGUGGCAAAGGAUACCAAGAAGCGUGUCGUAGGCGUCCUCCUUGGAGAGCUUUACAAGGGGACAGUCGAUGUUACAAAUAGCUUUGCGCUGCCUUUCGAGGAGGAUGACCAUGACCCCAGCAUUUGGUUCCUGGACCACUCCUACCUAGAACAAAUGUACAAAAUGUUCAAGAAGGUUAACGCCCGCGAAAAGAUUGUGGGCUGGUACAGCACCGGGCCUAAGCUGCGGGAGGCGGACCUGGAUAUUAACGAGCUCAUACGACAAUUCUGCGACCACCCCGUGCUGGUCAUUUGCGAGGUCCAGCCCAAGGAGGUUGGCCUGCCCUUCACUGCCUAUCACUCCGUCGAUGAGGUCCGGACUGACGGAACCGAGAAGGCCAAGAAGGUGUUCAACAGCUUGCCCACACAAGUGGGUCAGACGGAGGCGGAGGAGAUUGGUGUGGAGCACCUGUUGCGGGACGUCAAGGACGCCACGUUGUCUAGCUUGGCGGGAGAUGUGUCGUCCAAGCUGCUGGCGCUCAAGGGCCUCCAGUCGCGUCUGGCGGAGAUCUCCGAGUACUUGGGCCUGGUGAUCGACGGCAAGCUGCCCGUCAACCACGACAUCAUCAACCUGGUGCAGGAGAUCUUCAAUCUGCUGCCCAACAUGAACGUGGAGUCCCUUUCCAAGUCGCUGGCGGUCAAAUCCAACGACAUGAUGCACGUUAUCUACAUCGCCUCUCUGGUUCGCUCCAUUCUGGCGCUUCACAAGCUCAUCGACAAUAAGGAGCAGCGCCUGUGGCAGGAGCGCGAGGCAGCCAAGAAAGAGAAGGAGAAGGCGGAGGAGAAGGCCAAGAAGGAAAAGGACAGCAAGGAGGCGAAAGACGGUGGCAGUGGAAAGGAGGGCGAGGCGGCCAAGGACGGCAGCAGCAAAGGGGCGGAGGCCAUCGGAAAGAAAUGAGCUGGGCGGCCGGAAGGGCCUGCUCGGGCCCUCAUGCGCGCGGUGCGGCCUGUCGUCAUUCAUUUGUCAUUGCGGCCUAUUGUUGUGGAGCUUGUUACGUUCGGUUAGGUUCGGACCCGCUGUAGGGUAGCUGUGUAAGGCAGCAGGGUAAGGCAGUAGGUAGGUAGGGGACCGUGGGAUCGCUGUUUUUUCGGGUCCGGGGUUCCUUCUGGAGUCCCCGGGAUUCUACCCCGAAUUUCGCGGUGGGCCCUCUGUGGAGUCUCGAGUGGCGAUGGAGGUCUCAAGUGGUCUUUACUGGCGGUUGCCUCCUGCAGUACGAAUGCGUGCGGAGAGAGCGGGUACGUAUGUACGUUAGUCCGUACGGUGUAACGAGGAGGAGGGGUCCCGUGCAGGUGGCGGGCGAGGCUGCGGCGAGUGCAAGGCAACAUGGUAGGCGGGCGGUGAAGAUGUGCAGGAUGAUGACUGCGGUAAAAUAAAGUGCAUCGC
Molecule: messenger RNA, 1651 nt
Organism: Volvox carteri f. nagariensis
Lineage: Eukaryota; Viridiplantae; Chlorophyta; Chlorophyceae; Chlamydomonadales; Volvocaceae
Gene: rpn8
Product: 26S proteasome regulatory complex
Exons: 8
Coding region: 158-1165 (335 amino acids)
Biological process (GO): proteasome-mediated ubiquitin-dependent protein catabolic process
Cellular component (GO): proteasome complex; proteasome regulatory particle
Molecular function (GO): metallopeptidase activity; protein binding
Source: RefSeq, a predicted model, not a curated record